Messenger RNA from Lathyrus oleraceus (garden pea), 1930 nucleotides. Its product is annotated as polyadenylate-binding protein-interacting protein 4. Bases 166 to 1602 code for a protein of 478 amino acids. The transcript has 11 exons. The record is from RefSeq and is a predicted model, not a curated record. Gene Ontology annotation, cellular component: cytoplasmic stress granule. Gene Ontology annotation, molecular function: mRNA binding. Gene Ontology annotation, biological process: cytoplasmic stress granule assembly. Lineage: Eukaryota; Viridiplantae; Streptophyta; Magnoliopsida; Fabales; Fabaceae.
UAAUUUAGGUUGGAGAAAGAAACGACUCACAAAUUCACAAUAGUAUAUAAGAAAAAUACCAACGUCGUUUGCAGGUUUCAGAUCUCUUCUCAUUCGAUCAUUCACAGCGAAAUUCAUCAUCAGCAGAAGAAGCUUCUAGAGAGAAAAACGAAGAACCAAUUUGCGAUGGGUUACAGAAACAAGAGCUUGGUGACAAAGGAUCAAACUAUUUCUUCAUCUUCAAAUUGUGAAUCACUGAGUGAUGCAAUGCUCGUUUUCACUAUGAAUAUCAUUGGUUUACCAGUUGAUGUUCACGUUAAAGAUGGUUCUGUGUUUUCUGGAAUUUUCUAUACUGCUUCUGUUGAUGACCGUUUCGGUAUUGUUUUGAAGCAAGCAAGGAUGACCAAGAAGGGAAUUGGUCACAGCAAUGUUGGAAAAGAGGCCUUGAUAGAUACACUAGUGGUUCAAUCAAAGGAUCUUGUGCAGGUCAUUGCUAAGGGAGUAACACUUCCCGGGGAUGGUGAUAAUGGAAAAAUAACUGGCGAGGAUGAGGAAGCAGUUACACCCAAAGUUUGUUGUUCCGAGAACCGUUCAGUGGAUGCAGAACAGGUUAAUCAAUCAAGACAAGCUGGAGAUAACAACUCAAAAGGGAAGGCUGAUGACUGCAGGCAGAAGUUUGAAUUUCACAGUGAAAAAAAUGAUGAAAAGAUUCAAAGCCUUGAUUCAGGCCAUGAAAUUAUUACAUGUCUGGGCCAAGUUAAAGCUGAUAAAGCCAAUGAUCAGGGUAGUGAAAGGUCUACUUCACCAGAUUCUACAUCUACACAUUCCACCCUUAGUGAAGAUCUCAGUGAGGCGUCACAUAAUAUUCCAGCAAAAAUUAUUGAAAAAUCUGCUCCAAGGGGUGCAGAUUGUACCAGAAAUGCAAAGGAAUUUAAGCUCAACCCAGCUGCCAAGAUUUUCUCCCCGUCUUUUGUAUAUCCUAUUUCAGCACCUUCUGCUGUGCCAACAGCUGCAAACAUGGUUUACAUGCCAAAUAGCUCUCCAGCUCCAAAUAUGGUUUACAUGCCAAAUAGCUCUCCUCCAGUACAUGUUGCUACUCUUCAACCUGAAGUCGGAUUCAAUAAUUUUGCUUCUCGACCUUCUGUGCCUGUUAAGGUUUCACAGUAUGGUAAUUUGACAGUUGGAAAUGCUGGCAGUGGUUCUCAAUUUUCACAACCUAUUGUUGGUCAACUGGCACAUAGGACACAACCUCUUCAGUAUGCUGCACAUUACACUCCAGUCCUAUCUGAACCUGCUUAUUUGCAAUCAAACUCUCCUGCUGUUAUGGCUGGACGAUCCACCCAGCUAGUCUAUGUUCAACAAGUUUCCCACGAUUUGGUACAUGGUGUAACGGCUCCAUUCCCAACCCGCCCCCUGUUGAAUCACGUACAAUUUCCAAAGCAUCAAGGUGGAGCAUUUAGUCAAGCAAUACCAGUUGUUAUGCCUCCAUCUGUCAUAACAAGUGCGCAACAACAAACCUUUGCAUUUCAAAACCACAUUCCAGUUUUGCAACCUGGCUUUUCUCCGCCUAGACCUAUUUCAAUCCCAGGAUCAAAUGGUUUCUAUGGCACCAAAUUUUCAUGAAACUUUCAUUCAGAUUCUUGUGUUAUAUCCCCUCUCUGAGUUAAAGCUCAUUUUUCUCUGCCAUUUUUUUUGAUUAUGUCUUAAAUUUUUUGACUUGUCUCAUUUAUUUCCCUUCUCUUGGUGAGAAGUGUAUAGUAGUUUUGUGCUGGUUCUUUAGAAAUUUUAGGGUUAUACUUUUUUAGAAGAAAAUUUUUGUGAGUCCUCAUGUGAAUUAAGAAAUUUUUAUUUUCUUUAGGGGUUGAUAUUGAAUGGUUGGCAAUUGCACUUAAAUGGUUGGCUAUAAACAUCAUUGAACAUUAUUGAAUAUAGAUUUGAAAUUGGUCUUUCA